Trypanosoma theileri is the source of this 1080-nucleotide messenger RNA. RefSeq names its product farnesyl pyrophosphate synthase. The transcript has a single exon. Gene Ontology annotation, cellular component: cytoplasm. Gene Ontology annotation, biological process: trans, trans-farnesyl diphosphate biosynthetic process. Gene Ontology annotation, molecular function: (2E,6E)-farnesyl diphosphate synthase activity; dimethylallyltranstransferase activity. The coding region runs from base 1 to 1080 and encodes 359 amino acids. The record is from RefSeq and is a predicted model, not a curated record. Lineage: Eukaryota; Euglenozoa; Kinetoplastea; Trypanosomatida; Trypanosomatidae.
AUGGAUAGGUUUAUGCAGGUUUACAAAGAGAUCCAGGCAUUCUUGCUGCAGCAGCUGAUUACCGAUUACGAGAUGGACCCUAACCGUGUAAAUUACCUUCGAAAGAUGAUGGAUACAACAUGUCUGGGUGGAAAAUACAACCGUGGCAUAACUGUGGUGAAUGUUGCGGAAUCCGUCUUAUCUUCUUAUUAUCAUGAUGAGGCGCUUAAAGAGCGUGUCCUUCAUGACGCCUGUGUGUGUGGAUGGAUGAUUGAAUUUCUGCAAGCCCACUUUCUAGUGGAGGAUGAUAUUAUGGAUAGUAGCACAACACGUAGAGGAAAACCAUGCUGGUAUCGUCAUCCAGGUGUCACUACGCAGUCUGCCAUUAAUGAUGGACUUAUUCUUAAGUCUUGGGCACAUAUGAUGGCAUUACAUUACUUUGCCGAGCGUUCAUUUUUACAAGAGUUGUUGUGUCGCUUUCAUUCUGUUGACUACAUCACUGCUGUUGGUCAGUUUUAUGAUGUGACUUCCAUGUAUGAUUCCAAGAAACUUGACCCAGAUAUACAGCAACCAACCACAACCGAUUACGCAGAGUUUACCAUUGCCAAUUAUAAGCGUAUCGUCAAGCACAAGACCGCAUUCUACACCUAUUUACUCCCUCUUGUGAUGGGACUCCUUGUGAGUGGUGGUUUAUCAUCUGUGGAUAUGUCCGUCACGGAGCAUCUUGCCAUGCUGAUGGGCGAAUACUUCCAAGUGCAGGACGACGUGAUGGACUGCUUCACUCCACCAGAGAAACUUGGAAAGAUCGGCACAGACAUUGAGGAUGCGAAGUGCUCGUGGCUCGCCGUGACUUUCCUCGCAAAGGCCACACCCGCGCAGGUGGAGGAGUUUAAGGCGAAUUACGGCAGUAAAGAGGCGGUGAAGGUGGCGGUGAUAAAGCGACUCUACACAGAGACACACCUGCAGGAGGAAUUCACCGCCUAUGAAAAGAAUGUCGUCCAGCAGGUGGAGACACUUAUUGAGAAGUUGAAGAAGAACACACCAGCCUUCGCAGAGAGUGUGGCAUCAUUGUGGGGGAAAACAUAUAAGCGAGAGAAGUGA